Sorex fumeus (smoky shrew) is the source of this 7104-nucleotide messenger RNA. It is a transcript of the gene DENND1B, whose product is annotated as DENN domain containing 1B. Gene Ontology annotation, biological process: endocytic recycling; endocytosis; T cell receptor signaling pathway. The coding region runs from base 79 to 2430 and encodes 783 amino acids. Gene Ontology annotation, cellular component: nuclear speck; intracellular membrane-bounded organelle; cytosol. The record is from RefSeq and is a predicted model, not a curated record. NCBI's taxonomy places the organism in Eukaryota, Metazoa, Chordata, Mammalia, Eulipotyphla, Soricidae. The transcript has 23 exons. Gene Ontology annotation, molecular function: phosphatidylinositol phosphate binding; guanyl-nucleotide exchange factor activity.
GAGCAGCCUCGCGGCCAGCGGGGGGCGGCGGCGGCGGCGCGCGACCCUCGCAACGCGGGGCGGGGGGGACAUGUCACCAUGGACUGCCGGACCAAGGAAAAUCCAGGAAGAACCUUUGAUUUGGUAGUGAAGGUGAAAUGUCAUGCGUCUGAAAAUGAAGAUCCUGUGAUAUUGUGGAAAUUCCCAGAGGACUUUGGAGACCAGGAAGUCCUACAGAGUGUGCCAAAGUUUUGUUUCCCCUUUGACAUCGAAAGAGUGUCGCAAAAUCAAGUUGGACAGCACUUUACAUUUGUACUGACAGACAUUGAAAGUAAACAGAGAUUUGGAUUUUGCAGACUCACCUCAGGAGGCAAAGUCUGCUUAUGCAUUUUAAGCUACCUACCGUGGUUUGAAGUGUAUUACAAGCUUCUAAAUACGUUAGCAGAUUACUUGGCUAAGGAACUGGAGAGUGAUUUGAAUGAAACUCUUAAAUCACUCUAUAAUCACCCGGUACCAAAGUCAAAUACUCCUGUCAAUUUGAGUGUGAACCCAGAGAUAUUUAUUGCCAGUGAGCAAGUUCUGAAAGAUCAGCUCUCCCUAGUACCGCAUUCCUACUUCAUUGCGCCUGACGUAACUGGACUCCCAACAAUACCUGAGAGUAGAAACCUGACAGAAUAUUUUGUCGCUGUGGAUGUGAACAAUAUGCUGCAACUGUAUGCCUCUAUGCUACACGAAAGGCGCAUCAUUAUUACCUCCAGUAAAUUAAGCACUUUAACUGCCUGUCUCCAUGGAUCGGCUGCCCUGCUCUACCCCAUGUACUGGCAGCACAUAUACAUCCCGGUGCUGCCCCCACACCUGCUGGACUAUUGCUGUGCUCCAAUGCCAUACUUGAUUGGAAUACACUGCAGCCUCAUAGAGAGAGUGAAAAAUAAAUCAUUGGAGGAUGUGGUUAUGUUAAAUGUUGAUACAAACACCUUAGAAUCACCAUUUAAUGACUUGAACAAUCUACCCAGUGAUGUGGUCUCGGCCCUGAAAAAUAAACUGAAGAAGCAGUCUACAGCUACGGGGGAUGGAGUAGCUAGGGCCUUUCUUAGGGCACAGGCUGCUUUGUUUGGAUCCUACAGAGAUGCACUGAGAUACAAACCUGGCGAGCCUGUCACUUUCUGUGAGGAGAGUUUUGUAAAGCACCGCUCAAGUGUGAUGAAACAGUUCUUGGAAACUGCAGUUAACCUUCAACUUUUUAAGCAGUUUAUUGAUGGUCGACUGGCAAAACUAAAUGCAGGAAGGGGUUUUUCUGAUGCAUUUGAAGAAGAGAUCACUUCAGGUGGCUUUUGUGGAGGAGGAAACCCAAGAACAUAUCAACAGUGGGUACAUACAGUCAAGAGAGGAGGUGCCCUGUUCAACUCUGCAAUGACCAAAGCAACUCCUGCCGUACGAACAGCAUAUAAAUAUGCAAAAAAUCAUGCAAAACAGGGGAUAAAGGAAGUGAAGAGUAAGCUAAAACAUAAGGAAAAUGAUGACGAUUUUGGUACCUGUUCUGGUUCUGUACAAUAUACACCAGUUUACACAUUACAUAAUGAAAAGGGAAGAGACCUAGAAACACAUACGCUUUCCCAGGCAGUCACAAAAAAACCUCCUAAGAGCCUUGAUGGUGUUCAAUACCAUGAAGAUGAUGAUGACAUGGAAAGAGCCAGCAAGCUAUCUUCUGAAGAUGGUGAAGAAGCGACAACUUAUUUUUAUGAGAGUGAUGACUCCAUUGAAACCAGAGUAAAGACUCCUUACUCAGGCGAAAUGGACCUGUUAGGAGAGAUCCUUGAUACUUUAAGCACACACAGCUCAGAUCAAGGGAAGCUGGCAGCAGCCAAGAGCUUGGAUUUUUUUAGAUCAAUGGAAGAUAUUGAUUACAAGCCUACGAAUAAAUCCAAUGCCCCUAGUGAGAAUAACCUGGCCUUCCUGUGCAGUGGUUCUGGCGACCAAGGGGAGUGGCUGCUUGGACAAGAUGACAGUGCCCUGCAGGGCCGGCACCUGCCGCCUUCUCCCCGGAAGAGGGUUUCCUCCAGCGGUUUGACAGAUUCUUUGUUUAUGCUGAGAGAAGAGAACAGUGAGAAAAGCCUCAGUGCGGACAAUGUGAACAGCCUCGUGGUGGCGGAAAAGCCAGCAUCCUCUUUGGCAGUGAGUUUCCAGCUCGCUUCUCGUGGAGUCGCCCAAACGGACAAAGGAAAAACAGAACAGAAGGAAACACUAAGCCAGAUUUCAGACGACCUGCUUAUCCCCAGCCCUAGGCGACGGCCAUCUACUUUUGUUCCUUGGGAGAAAGAAGGAAGCGAAGACAAAGAGACUUCUGAGGACGUGGGGCUGCUUCAUGAAGUCGUGUCCUUAUGUCACAUAACCCCUGCCUUCCAGCAAGACUUAAACAUUUCAAAAGAGAACCCACGCAGAAAUCAAACUUAAUCCAGCAAUUAAGAGUCAGUCACUUGCACCAAGCUUCGAUGGAGUUAUUUUAGGAUUCUGUGUAAUCUUUACCGUACAUGGAUUAUUUGUAGGAAUGACAGCGCUUACUGUGGUUUUCAAAAUUAUUUUUCAUUUGGGACAUACAUCUCCCUGAUUCAGUCAUCUCCUGGGUAUAUAAUGUUCUUUUUUUUUAACGUAAAGCUAAUUCUUCAACUGUGCUCUUAAAUCAGGUACUAGAUAAUAUGUAUGUGGAAGUAUAUAUUUAUCAUCUGAUAUCCCAGUAUUUGGUGCUUAAUGCCAUUUAUUUUAUUUAAGUAUGCGUAUACAACCCCUCCAUAUACCUGUUAGCUAUUAUAGUAAUCUAGUUGAGCAUGAAAUAAUCAAGAUACCAAAACUUAUCAGAACUCGCCUGAAACUGUUGACCCACUAAUUGCCUUAAUCUCACUCCUAUAUGAAGCGUACUUAGCUUAUGAAAUGUAUUUACUUACAAAUUUUGAUAGGUAACUUAUAAGUGUUCUGCAGAGCAAUAAUGCCUUUUGCUAGUCAUUAAAUCAAGGACAAAAUUCAUUUGUUUUCCAAGCUGUCCUGUGGACACUGCACCCAUGUUUCUAAAAAUCAAGGUACUCACUUACCUCCCAUUCAGUGAGAGAUAUGAAGUACUCUAUUGCAAUGUGAAAUGAAUGACUUCUGUUUACAAAUGAGACACAGGAAGCAUUUUCCCCCCCAUUCUAUGCCUUUGCCAUCUAGAAUAGAAGCCUAUCCCAGAAAGCCAAAUACAACAUAAACUGUCCUGUUGAAAAAAAUGUUCCUGUCUUCUAAAACUAAUAAUUUUCCAUUCGAAUACUUAAUAACAUCAUCUUAAAUUUGUAUUUUGAAAUAUUUGAUUUUAGAGUUCAAAAAGUUUAGCAUUAUAGAAACAGUAUGAAAUAAAACACAGCAUUCCCAAAGGUUUCUGCACACAGAUGUCCCUUAUAUGAAUAUAUUAAUCUGGUACAUUCAUCACAGUUUAAUGAAUGAAUAUGGAUCAUUUUGUCCCUUAUAUGAAUACAUUAAUCUGGUACAUUCAUCACAGUUAAUGAAUGAAUAUGGAUCAUUUUGUUCAGAUUUCAAACUUUCUUCAGUUGUUCCUAUGUUUCAGGAUCCCUUCCAAGACAUGUAUUUGGUUGUCAGGUUGUCUUGACUAUGACUUGUGUCUCAGACUUCUUCUUUCUUUUUUUCCUUUUUGAUGACAUUGAUAAGUUUUGAAGAUACUGGUUUGCUGUUUUGUUUGAUACCCUCUAUUGCAGUUUGCCUAAUUUUUUUUUUAUGAUUCCACUGGAAUUAUAGGCUUGGGAGAAAAGGGAUACCAAAGUGGAGUGCCAUUUUCAUCACAUCAUGUCAGGGGUAUGAGAUAGUCACCAAGAUUGUGACUGUUGCCCUUGGCCUUUUGAGUCUAGCCAGGGCUUAUAUUCCUCAGCUUUCUCUACUCUGAUGUUACUCAUUGCUCCUCUUUCCCAGACUUUGACGGAAGCCAUUGUAUAUGGCCUACACUGAGACGCAGAGACUGUGCUUUUCUGAGCAGAGUAAAUUAUUGGGUUUCUGUGUGCAGCUUUGACUUUUCUCCCUCACGUUCACUAUGAAACUUUGAAAUUGAUCAACAAAGGAAUCAUGGUCUCAUUGUCUCAUGAUAGCCGAGAUUGAUAAUAAGAGGGAAAAAAUAGUGGUAAUGUGGUUAAUUUAUUGUUAUUACAUUCAACACAGAUACUCUAAGCUCACCUAAUCAUGAGUUUUUAAAUUGUCAUUUAAACAAAGAUGUUUGGAAAAACACUCAAGAACUCCAUCAGGAUUCUAAGAUACUUACUAAAAUAAUUUUCUAUUAUAAAAAAUUCUAGAAUGAGUUUUUAUUUAAAAACACUGUGUGAAACUAUUUUAUCAAUGUUUAAUGAAAAUGAUACAAUGAAAAAUAAUCCUUAGCCACAUUCUAAAAACUGUGAUUUUUAUUGCUGCAAUUAUUCUUGCUUAAUAAGAAAGACAAAUAUUUUGCCUUAGAGGUAGUCUUAUCUUUUUCUCAAGAGAUAAACUGUAUACUUUAAAUCUUUAAUUAUUAUGUUUAACAUAAAAGACUGAAGAUUCUUUUCAAAUUUUUCCUGUACAUAAUAAUUUACCAUUUUACUUUUCAUUAUUGAAAUACUUAGUCAAAGAAUUCCAUAUAUCAGAAAACCUGUUUUAAAUAGAAGAAAAAAUGGUUACUUUGUUGAUUGGCAAAAAUUCCUAUAGAAUGUUUUAAAAGAAUAUAGGCAGCCUUUUAAUAUAAUUAUUUGGAGUGCAUAUUUCAACUUUGGAAGAUUUGGGACUUCAAAUUCCAUAGUGUGAAUAAUAAAAUCUUGACUGCAGCAUAGGCAAACAUUGAAUCACCUAACAAUAUGCUUGACUGUAAGACUGUGUUAUUUUUGGAGAGUCAUUCACAGGCAAUACUUGUGUCAGGUAUUUUAAAGUGGAUUUGUGCCUUAUUUUAACAUACAAAAUCAACUUUUAUAUUUCAUAUUAGAAACAAAAACAGAAUCUCUGCAUAUUAUUCUUGAAAAAAUCAAAAUACUAGCAAGUAUUGAUAUUUCAAAGCAUUCACAUUUUGAGUAUUCCAAUUCUGUUCUGUUACUAGACUAGUAUUAUCAUGAAUAUAAGGAGAAUGAGUGAAAUUAAGGUGAGUUCUGAAAUAAAAGUCUUCAUUUCCUGUUAUAUUCAUAUUUUCUCUUAGCAAAUAAUUGCAAGCUCCCCACUGUAUAUUUCUUUUCCCCAACAAGCAGCCCCUCUUACACAACAGAAUUGAGUAAGUAAAGAUUUUGGUUUGGGUAUAGUGUUUUAAAUAGCCUCUAGGCAAGAAUCUUUAUUGAUUCCUACCUUUUUUCCUUUGCCCUUAAAAUCAUGGCAUUUAAAGGGGAUAGAUGAGUGUGAAUUUAGGAGCAAUUGUUAAGUGAAAAUUUCGUUAAAUGGUAGAGUUUGAUGGUUACUUGCAUUAGCAUAUUUUAUAAAAGCACCAAGGCAGAGCAUGGUUUUUUUUUUCUGGUAAUUAAUUGAGAAAAUAGUUAUUCACUUUUUGUUCCAGUCAUUAGUAGUAAAGUGCAGUACCCAAGGAUGUGGGGGAAGAAAAAUAAAUGUGAGGCUGGAGCGAUAGCACAGCGGGUAGGGCGUUCGCCUUACAAGCGGCCAACAUGGCCGACCCGAGUUCGAUUCCUCCGCCCCUCUCGGAGAGCCCGGCAAGCUACCAGAGUAUUCGAUAUCCCAGACACAGUAACAACAAAGUCUCCAAUGGAGACGUUACUGGGCCCGCUCGAGCAAAUCAACGAUCAACGGGAGGGCCUUUCUCCAAAGGCAUCAUAAUCUUAAAAUGUUCUAAAUUUUCUAGCCAGGGGCCAGAGCAGUAGUACUGUAGCAUGUAGGGCAUUUGCCUUGCACGUGGCCAACCUAGGUUCCAUCCUCAGCAUCCCAUAUGGUCUCCUAAGCACAUCCAGGAGUUAUUCCUGAGUGCAAUGUCAGGAGUAGCCCUGAACAUCACUGGGUGUGAUCCAAAAGCCAAUAAUAAUAAUAAAUUUUAUAGCCAUUGUACUGUUUCUAAUUUCAUUAACUUUAUUACUAUAAGAAGUAUAAUAUGCUGCUAUCUAUCUAAGGUACCUACUCUUAAGGAGCAAAUUCAGAGACUCUUAGCAGUGAAGUGUCCUUGAUUCUCUAUCACCUCUGUACAGGGCUUUCUGUAGGAAUGAUGCUCUUUGUCAUACCAUGGGCCACUUCAUUCAAUUUGCAAUUAAGUGAAGGUGUUGGGUGCAUGUUGCUGGGAUUCCUGUUUUACUGCCUUUUCUUGGCAGCAUACUCUAGAGACAGCUCCCUCUCCUCACUUCCCCCACCCCCCAUCUUUCUCCUGAUACACACCCUUUACAACCAGCAUGUGGCAGCGCUGUUCUUAGAGUCUGUGCUUACUAGUGGGAUCCAUGAAUGCUGGUUAAUUAGUUGUUUCUUAAAUAAGAUGAAGAAGUAGACUCCUGGUCAAGAGGAGAAAGCUGUGAAUAUUCUCAUAAUCAGUAGACCUUUCUUAUUAUUUCUUUUGUAAAAAAGCUGAGUUUUUCAGAUUAUUUUCACAAAUUUUCUAAGAUGAAUUUUAUUCUGUUCAGCAUUAAUUACCCCCAUUUAGAGUACAUAUAUGUAAAUCACAAUCUAAAUUUAAAACUAUAAUUAGAAUAUUCAAAUCUUAGACCUCCAAAGCACUUCUUAAUACAGGAAAUAAUUCCGACAAACUCCAUCACUACUGACAUCCUUCCUAUGUGGAAUUUUCAUUUCUUAAAGUUUAUUUGAGAGGCAAGAUUAAUUUAAGAAAAUAUUUCGCUUUGGUCAAUAUAUGGAACUGUGUAAUUUAAAAAUCAUAUUUUACUUUGAAAAUAAUAGGAUUUUGUGCAAUAUUUUGUUGGCCAUAAUUUAGUCCAUGUAAUAGUAUACAUCGACUUCUCAAGCAGAUGCCAUAAGGUCAUUUUUUUUCAGUAUUUGUCUCAAACUGUAUGUAGCAAUGUUCAAUGUGAUUCUAGAUUUAAAUAUUGUUUAUUUUAUUUACAGGAGAAAUGUUUUUGUUUAUUUAAAAUUAUUAUGGAUAUUGCAUUAUAGUAUCAUAACUGCCUCAACAAUAAUAAAUAUGCAAUAAGUAAACCUGAA